CCCUCCUCCCUCUCUAGGUGUAGCUGUGUUGAGGAUGCAGAGCCCCCCUGUCAACAGUCUGAGUCUGGACUUCCUCACUGAGUUCUGUAUCAAUCUGGAGAAACUAGAGAUGGAUAAGAGUUGUAGAGGUCUGAUCAUCACCUCGACCCUCUCCAAGGUGUUCUCUGCGGGGCUAGACAUCAUGGAGAUGUAUGGGAAAAGUCCGGAGCGCUGUGGAGAGUUCUGGAAGGCUGUUCAGGAGAUGUGGCUCAAAGUCUACGGAUCCAACAUGGCCACCAUAGCUGCCAUCAACGGCUCUAGUCCAGCAGGUGGCUGUCUCAUGUCUAUUGGAUGUGACUACAGGAUCAUGGCUGAUAAUCCUCGCUACAGCAUCGGACUCAACGAGACUCAGCUCGGCAUUGUAGCUCCCUUCUGGUUUAAAGACACGCUGGUGAACACGGUUGGUAACCGGCAGCAGGAGGCUUCGUUGGAGCUGGGUCUGUUGUACAGCGCUCCUGAUGCCCUGAAGAUCGGCCUGGUGGACCAGUUAGUCCCUGAGGACCAGGUCCUCUCCACUGCACAGGACACCAUGUCCAAGUGGCUCGCUGUACCAGACCAUGCCAGACAGAUCACCAAGUCCAUGAUGAGGAAACAGACCAUAGACAAGCUGCUGUCCAACAGGGAAGCUGACAUCACCAACUUUGUGAGCUUCAUCACUAAAGACUCCAUCCAGAGGUCCCUCCGCAUGUACCUGGAGAUGCUCAAGAGUAGAAAGGCCUAGUCUGGGGCCCGAACGGCUCCCCCAUUCCCUGUAUAGUGCACUACCCCUAUAGGUCCUGGUCUAAAGUAGUGCCCUCAGUCCUAUAGACCCUGGUCUAAAGUAGUGCCCUCAGUCCUAUAGGUCCUGGUCUAAAGUUGUGCCCUUACCCCUAUAGGCUCUGGUCUAAAGUAGUGCCCUUACCCUAUAGGCCCUGGUCUAAAGUAGUGCCCUCAGUCCUAUAGACUCUGGUCUAAAGUUGUGCCCUUAGUCCUAUAGACCCUGGUCUAAAGUAGUGCCCUCAGUCCUAUAGGUCCUGGUCUAAAGUUGUGCCCUUACCCCUAUAGGCUCUGGUCUAAAGUAGUGCCCUUACCCCUAUAGGCCCUGGUCUAAAGUAGUGCCCUCAGUCCUAUAGACUCUGGUCUAAAGUUGUGCCCUUAGUCCUAUAGGUCCUGGUCUACAGUAGUGCCCUCAGUCCUAUAGACCCUGGUCUAAAGUAGUGCUCUUAGUCCUAUAGGCCCUGGUCUAAAGUAGUGCUCUUAGCCCUAUAGACCCUGGUCUAAAGUAGUGCCCUCAGUCCUAUAGGCCCUGGUCAAAAGUAGUGCCCUCAGUCGUAUAGGCCCUGGUCAAAAGUAGUGCCCUCAGUCCUAUAGGGCCUGGUCAAAAGUAGUGCCCUCAGUCCUAUAGGCCCUGGUCAAAAGUAGUGCCCUCAGUCCUAUAGGCCCUGGUCAAAAGUAGUGCCCUCAGUCCUAUAGGUCCUGGUCAAAAGUAGUGCACUAUAUAGGGAAUAGGGUGCCAGUUGACACACUACCCUGUCAUAUAUAUAUAUAUAUGUAUGUGUGUAUAUAUAUAUAUAUAUAUAUAUAUAUAUAUAUAUUAGGGCAUUUUGUCAGCUGUAUUUCAUUCUCUUUCUGUCUGCAACCUUCAUGAAACGACAUGGGGUGUGUUUAUUAGUGCAGACCGUAGCGAAACAUAGUGCAACAGAAAACGAAAACAACCGUUUUGUUAUUGGACAAAAUCAGGUAGUUCACUCCCGUUCUGGCUCGU
Molecule: messenger RNA, 1783 nt
Organism: Oncorhynchus nerka (sockeye salmon)
Lineage: Eukaryota; Metazoa; Chordata; Actinopteri; Salmoniformes; Salmonidae
Product: enoyl-CoA delta isomerase 1, mitochondrial-like
Biological process (GO): fatty acid beta-oxidation
Cellular component (GO): mitochondrion
Molecular function (GO): delta(3)-delta(2)-enoyl-CoA isomerase activity
Source: RefSeq, a predicted model, not a curated record